UCUGCGUUUCGCUCUGCGUGUGAUGGACAGGCGGCUAUUCAGCUCGAGCUGGGCUGGAGAGAGUAGAAAGUAAGCUCGUUUAAAACAAACAUCUGUCUUCAGGACUCUUGCUACAUCUCGAAGCGAAGGAGAAUGCUCUCGCUUUCAUAAACGGAGGAUCUGAGCGGUGUUUGAGGACACAGGAGGAGAGACAUGUCCAGCUCACAGAGAAGAGACUGAUCAGACAACACAGAAAGAUGCAGCUGUGGGGUCGAUCUCUGUGGCCGCUGCGGGUUGUGCUCUGGUUCACCUUGGUAAUGUGUUCGUGUGGGUUGGUUUCUGCGGGCACGCGGAGUCUGCGGGGACACACAGCUUCGUACCAGGUAAAGCAGGGCACCUGUGAGGUGGUUGCCAUCCACCGCUGCUGCAAUAAGAACAAGAUUGAGGAGCGUUCACAGACCGUCAAGUGCUCCUGUUUCCCUGGUCAGGUGGCCGGUACCACACGUGCACAGCCAUCUUGUGUGGAGGCUUCCAUCGUGCUGCAGAAGUGGUGGUGCCAAAUGCACCCAUGUUUGGAUGGCGAGGAGUGCAAAGCUCUUCCAGAUCUGACUGGCUGGUCCUGCAGCACUGGUAACAAAGUCAAAACCACCAAGGUCACGCGAUAGCAACAACAUGGCAGUUCUACCAUGGGGCCCAAGACUUCUUACCGACUCACUGGAAAAGAAGACUUUCUUGUUUAAGACACUGACAUUCUGGAGAACUAUACAUGCUAGAGAUUGGACAAACUCAUUGUAGACUAUAGACGGCAUUUUGAUUUGACAGAAGACAUACAAGGAUCUCUGUAUAAAGACUGUCUGAAGACUGUCUCCAUAAACUCAAAGUGACUUUCUGGAUUUCCACUGGUUUGUGAGUGCAUGAGAGAUUAGAGGACAUUAGACUUGAAGGACAAACCCUGGACUGUCAGAUUCGGCUGGAGGUUUGUGUGCCUGCCUGUAAGAGACUGUAGUUUAACAAUGUUUAUCGGCUUUCCAGCACACAGCAAACUUUAUAUUCAUGAGUAGGGAGGGAAUUUUGCUCUGAAUGUUUGAUUCACAAGUUAUUGUCAAUUUGCUCCUCUGGGUCAAGUCAUUACCCUGAAAAUGUUUCCUUUAAGUCAUUUUGCACUUCUAAUUAGGGUUGCUGAAUAGGAUCAUAACAACAAAUUAAAAAUUCAUGAGCCUUUUUUUGCACUAGAUAAGAUCAUAUGGAGAUGUGUUGCGUUUUCUAGUCUUUUACUGUCGGUGUGAGAUGGAAUUCAGGAGACAAAACAUUUAUAAAGCUUCCUUCCACAAUUGCAAAGUAGAAAUGCAAGUGAUGUAGUCAACAGUAAAACAAUGAUAAACUCUACAGUAAAAAAAUACAGCUCCUCCUUGCUGUAAAGUGUUAUGUAAUGUGAGCUUUACAGAUGCAAUCCCCUUGAAACAACUUUUAAA
This is a messenger RNA of Danio aesculapii, 1451 nucleotides long. RefSeq names its product TAFA chemokine like family member 4b (gene tafa4b). Bases 237 to 644 code for a protein of 135 amino acids. Gene Ontology annotation, molecular function: receptor ligand activity. NCBI's taxonomy places the organism in Eukaryota, Metazoa, Chordata, Actinopteri, Cypriniformes, Danionidae. The record is from RefSeq and is a predicted model, not a curated record. The transcript has 6 exons.